Messenger RNA from Racocetra fulgida, 792 nucleotides. NCBI's taxonomy places the organism in Eukaryota, Fungi, Glomeromycota, Glomeromycetes, Diversisporales, Gigasporaceae. The record is from the annotation of a GenBank genome assembly.
UUUUAUGGAGAAAACCAUUUUCUUAUGAUAAUGAAUGGAAUAAUUUAUAUAAAAUAAUUCCUAUAUAUUUAUCAUUUUUAUCUGAAGAAACAAAAUUCAAACACGGAAUUCAGGAAAUUUCAAUUCCAACUAUACCAUUUAUUGAUUAUGUAUCAUACAUACGCGAAUUAGAUUUGUAUAGUUUGCUUUUGCAAUUAUGUGAAUGGAUGGUAAAGAGUAAGUUUAUAAAUACGAGACCUCGAAUAUUAACAGAAACUGAUGAUUUUGAUGAUGAAGAUCCUAUUAUAAGGUUAAUUUGUCAAGAUAUGACUGAAAAAAUUUCAUUAAAACGUACAAUGUAUAUUAUUAAAGAGAUUAUUAUGAUCAUUGUUGAAAGAUCAACCAGGAUUGAUUACCUUGAGAUAACGAUGGGAAAUAUGGAUGGUAUCGUUUUUGAUUAUCUUGAUUCUGAAUAUUUUGUAGAUAUAUUUAAUGCUAUUCCACCAAAUUGGUUUGCAAAUAUUUCAAAACUUGAAUAUGAUGGACGACAUUUACUUGAAAGAUUUACGGAACAUGCACCUAACAUUAAAAGUUUAUCCUUUGGAUUUCAUACUUUUACUCAAAAGUUGAUUUCUAAAAUUUCUUCAUUGAUCUCAUUUCAGAAUAAUUUAGUGGAUUUAGAUAUAUAUUUAGGUUAUAACGAAGAUUAUAUCGAAAGUGAGAUUAAUAUUUCUGAUAUUUCAGAAGUAAUAUUAACAUUGAUAGAAAAAGUUCAUUCGUUAAAAUCAUUAUCAUUAGCAUCUGGUGGUAAUG